Molecule: messenger RNA, 3443 nt
Organism: Heteronotia binoei (common prickly gecko)
Lineage: Eukaryota; Metazoa; Chordata; Lepidosauria; Squamata; Gekkonidae
Gene: USPL1
Product: ubiquitin specific peptidase like 1
Exons: 8
Coding region: 178-3300 (1040 amino acids)
Biological process (GO): Cajal body organization; protein desumoylation
Cellular component (GO): Cajal body
Molecular function (GO): SUMO binding
Source: RefSeq, a predicted model, not a curated record
CUCCCUUUUCCUCCUCUCCCACCCCUUUCUUCAUUAAUAUACUUUCUAAAAAUUGUGAUUGAUUAGAAUACUUAUAUAACUUUUUCUGUUCACUUCUUAUUUUUCAGGCUAUAUGGAAAAAAUCCUUAAGACUUGAAAAUGUUACAAGUGACAUGAUAAUUUAGCCAGUGCCUCAGAAUGAUGGAUUACCAGAAGAUUGGAAAUGGUUUGCAAGUGGCUGGUAUAGGGACACCUGCACUCCACAUGGUGGGGUAUUUGGGAAAAGAUUCAAAAGCUGUUGAAAUAAUCCCAGAUGGACACUGCCCCCUUUGCAAAAGCAAAGGUCUGAUGAAGGUUUUACGAACAUAUUGCAUCAAUUUUCAAGAGUCUGUUCUCUUCUGUGAAAAUCCUCAGUGCAUCUACCCUAUAGGAUUUGAAUCACUAAGUAACAUUAUAGUUCCUAUUGAGCCAAAAAAUUAUUCAUCUCAGGGUGCUUGCAGGAAAAGAAAGUUCUUUGAAACAAACUUGGUAACCACUCCAUCUGAAUCUUCCUCAGAACCUGAUCUUGCUCUUAAGUAUAAUGGAGAGAAUCUGUUUGGAAUUCAUGCAAGACAACCUAAUUUUUCAUCAGCCACUCAGUCUAAUUUUAAUUAUGCAACUGGAUCUGCAUAUCAGAAAAUGGAAGCACAAGAACAUUCACCAGAUACGUUAAUUGUGCAGAAACAGGUUUUAUCAAAUUCUGAACUUUGUUCAUCAGUGUCUAAGAUUUUGCAUCAAGACAAAACUUUUCUGUUAGAGCCAAGGUGGCUUCAGUGGAGGAAUGUGCAUGCUCUCUGCUGGUUAGAUUGCAUUUUGUCCAUACUAGUCCAUUUAGAAACGCUGAAAAUAAUUUUGACAGGAUGUGUCUCAGAAAAUUCAUCAGUAAUCUACAGACUGCUUGCAACGUACAACCAAGCAACUGCACUUGUGAAUAACAGCCAAAGAGAAAACCCAGGUGAACUCAUUUCAGAGGCUCCUGGAGAUGUUUUGUCAAGAGCUGAAUCGCACCUUAAUGAAAUCCGAAAUACAGUUUUAAAGCAACUUCAGCCUCAACUUAAGUGUUCAUUGGGUCAAGAGGAAAGCCCAGUGUUUGCAUUCCCACUACUUUUACAGAAUGAUCCUCAUAUAGAGAAACUUUUUCUCCAUUCAUUUUCAUGGAAGUUUGAAUGUUUACAGUGUGGCCACCAAGUCAAUGACAGGUGUCAGAAAACCUUAACAACGUUUACAAAUAUAAUCCCAGAAUGGCACCCCCUGAAUGCUGUUCAUGUUGCUCCUUGCAAUAACUGUAAUCACAGAACUCAAAGAAGAAAAAUGGUUCUGGAAAAGGUCCCCUCAGUACUUAUGAUGCACUUCGUUGAAGGCCUGCCUCAUAAUGACCUGAUGACCUAUUCAUUUCAGUUUAAAGAGGAUUCAUAUCGGAUAACAGCUGUGGUUCAGUAUCUGCAGGAGCCAAAGCACUUUGUGGCAUGGAUCUUUAACUCAGAUGGAACAUGGCUGGAGUGUGAUGACUUACAGGGUUCAUUCUGCAGUAAACGUGAAAGAUUUGGAGUGCCUCCCUCUGAGGUUCACAUUGUCAUCUGGGAAAGAAAGCCACAAGAGACAAAGGAACUGAAUUUGCAGUUGCAGAAAGGAGGAGCUAGAGAAGUUCCUCUUCAGAAAGCAGAGACAAACGCUCCAAGGAAACAACUAUGUAAUGAGGCUGCAGAUAACACUCCUUUAUUUUGUCUUGGAGGGGACCUCUCAAAUGCUCAUUCCAGUGACACACAAAAUAUAGUUGGCAGUGAUCUGCUUCAGAGGUUUGAAAACCUGGCAGAUGACGAUGAGAUAACAUUGACUCUUGCAAACAUUACACCUGACUGCAAUGGUAAACUACGGGAAGACAGCAAUUUAACAGAGAGCUGCCUGGUAGCUGAAACAUUGAAGCACCAGGAUCCAGCUGAGGUUGCAGUGUCACCAUGGUCAGAAAAUACUCAUGCUCUCUUUCAUGGAGGAAAACCAAACAAUGCAAGAACAUCUGUUACGCCAGCACUUUCUCCAAGCAAUAAUAAUUACUCAGCAGAAACCUUACCAGUUCAAACAACACUAGCUCAGAAUAAUGUAAAUCCCGUUCAGGAGAGCAGCAGCUUGGGCCCAGAAAGGCUGCAGAGCAAUAUCAGCAGAACAAAAUCACUGUCUAGUGUGCAGGACAUGCCUAAUGCUCUGCAGCAUACAAGAGAAAAAACAGCCAGUUCCCACACUGCUGCUACAUGUCAUUCUUCAUGGUUACCCUUUCAAAGCAAAGUAAAGCCAUUGGUAACAAGUUGGAUGAAAAGUUUUCAUGGACAUAAUCCUUUUAUGCCUAAAAGUAUAUCUGCUGUUAGUAGAACAGAGAAUUCUCAAAAGACUCUGCAGAAAGAAACUAUAACAAAUCCACUCAUUAAGGGGCCUUCCCAUUUCGGUGGCUUCUUACCUAAGCAUUCGGAGACAAAGCUCAAAAAGUUAGAAAAGAGAGCACUUCCUUCAUUACACUCUGCCAGUUCUCUUGUUGCAAACCACCCUUUAGAGAAACAGACUGUAAGCAAGAUCCCCGUUAUUUCUUCAUUGGAUAAACAGAUUCAGCCCAAAGAAUGUCACGGUGGAAAUAAGAACUUGAUAGCAAUUAAGAAUGGUGAGGAGUCAAACUCUUAUAAAGCACACCAGUUGCGUAUCCAAUUUCGUCAGCUGUUAAAAAAUAAGAAGCAGCUUGCUUUGCUAAAGAAGCAGGUGAAAGCCCAGGUGCAAACCAGAAGCUUUCACAAGAAAAGCAUGAAGGAACAGUCACAGCUUGGAUCCCAGGAGGAGAAGGAUUCCUUGCAGAGCUUGUUGAGGGAGCUGCAGCACCACAUUGAGGUUGAAGAUGGCAAAUCUGUGGGAUCCCCAGGCACCAGUAUGUCCCAGUGCAGCAGUGAUGAUAUUAUAUCUGAGCUGCUUUCUCCUGCUACAACUCUGGCGUCUCCAGAGCUUCCAGUGGAAGAAGAAUGUAAAUAUCUAGAAAUGAGCGGUUGCAGAAUAGAAUCUCCAGUACCUAGCAAGAAAACUGAGAGUACACAGUACGUUGAUCACAAUUACUACAUUUCUGAAAAGGAAGGUUUAUGUGGGGGUCCUCCAGAUAUCCUGUCAAACGAAUCGCUCCUGAAUAAAUUUAACUUUGAGAGUCCCACAAAACAAGAUAUUCUAGAGGAAUUGCCCAGCUUAGAGCUGAUUUCGACAAUGGAUACUGAUGAAGUUGUACAUCAUUUUGAUGAAAGUCUGUUAACUUUGUGAAUUGUGUUUUAACAAUUUCAGAAUUUCCUAUUAAUUGGCUUUGAAGCAAAGCAUAAUUCUCCUGUGGUUCUACUUGAAUAUUUAAACUGUGAAAGCUUGUGAGAUUUUAUUUCUUAAUAAAGUGGAUUUUUUAGUCCCUCAAA